Messenger RNA from Momordica charantia (bitter melon), 833 nucleotides. The record is from RefSeq and is a predicted model, not a curated record. NCBI's taxonomy places the organism in Eukaryota, Viridiplantae, Streptophyta, Magnoliopsida, Cucurbitales, Cucurbitaceae.
ACUCCAAAAUUUGAACUCAAAUCAUAUAUAUAUACACACACACAGUAGAGGCUCUCCAGGUUCCUCGUUCACCAAGUUAAGAAGCUCCAAAAUAUAAUCAUAAUUAUCAUCUUUAAUUUAUUCGAAAAGUGAGAGGCAUGGCAGCUAAAAUCCAUCCUUCAACCAGGUCCAUGAUCACUUUCUGUUUUCUUUUGGUGUCGACGGCAUCGGCCAUGACGGAGGAGCAGCCAUUCGCAACAAACCUGGAUCCCAAACUGUUGGGGCUGAAAAAAGAGAAACUGACCCAUUUUCGUGUGUACUGGCACGACAUUAUUGGGGGGAGCAAGCCCGGUGACAAGCCCACGAGUUUCGAAGUGCUGCCCCCGCUCAGGCUCAACGACGCCGCAAUGUUCGGGCUGGUCAACAUAUUCGAUAACCCAUUGACCGUCGGCCCAGACCCGGCGUCGCAGCUGGUGGGGAAGUCGCAAGGGCUCUACGCGUCCGCCUCGCAACACCAAUUCGGGCUUCUCAUGGCCAUGAACUUCGCCUUCACUCACGGCAAAUACAACGGCAGCACCAUCACGAUUUUGGGACGGAAUCCCAUCUUCGACACCGUUCGGGAGAUGCCGGUGAUCGGAGGGAGCGGCCGUUUCCGGUUUGCUAGAGGCUAUGCUCAGGCCACGACCCACUUUUUCAACGCCACCUCAUUGGAUGCCAUAGUCGAGUAUAAUAUUUACGUGUUGCAUUAUUGAUUUGGGAAACCCUUUACAGCUUGCUCUUCAUUUAAUUUGUUUUUGUGACGAAUUCAAUAAUAAUGUUUUCUGAAGAUAUAGUUCGCCUAUAUCUUGGGACUA